UUUAUAAAGCUGUUUUCAUUAAAUAUAUUUUAUUAACAACUAACAUUAUAAGAACACAAUACAAAAUAUAAUGAUUGCAAUUAAAUUAUUAAAUCUAUUUAUAUGUUUCGUGAUCGGUCACACAUCUGACGACUGGCCACAUCACGACAUCUCAACACUAAAACUGUUGCAAAUAGUGCACAGGCAUGGAGACCGUGCGCCUACCGGUUUCCCGCAUAACGACCCCUAUCAGGACCCCAAGUAUUGGGUGGAGGGUAUCGGAGAACUGACCACAAAAGGCAAGUAUCGGAUGUAUAAGUUGGGAGAAUUCGUACGACAAGAAUACAACACCUAUUUGGGCGACAAAUACUCGCCCCGA
This is a messenger RNA of Oppiella nova, 358 nucleotides long. The record is from the annotation of a GenBank genome assembly. NCBI's taxonomy places the organism in Eukaryota, Metazoa, Arthropoda, Arachnida, Sarcoptiformes, Oppiidae.